UUCAGAUCGAAUUCAUUCUAUUUCAAAUAGAAACGGUUCUCUUCCAAUCAGAGACUUUCUGAUGAUAUCCGGGCCUUUCCGCUGUUCCUUCCAACGCAGUCGUCGUCCUCCUCGUAUUCGGCCUGACGACUCCAAUUCGCCCCAAUCGCCCUGCUCCAACUCGUCCUUUUCCUCCGCUUCAACAGUCUGACAUCCACUUCACUUCCAUCCAUCAUCCUCAAUUCUUUCCAGUUUGCUUGGUGUUAAUUUAAUGCCUACCCUCAUGUCUGUUCAUGUCACAUCCCGAAGAUUCCUAUAGCGCCACCGUCUUGGAAGGUCAUGCCCACAACUCGCUCGUCGCCGAGUACGUCUUUGCGACCUUCAUCGGCCUCGCCUGGUGCAACGCCAUCGAGCUCAUCAUCCUCUGCCUCCUCACCUUCAAGCGCUACCAUGGCUACUACUUCUGGAGUCUCCUCGUCGCCUCCUUCGCCAUCAUCCCCUUCGGCCUUGGCUACAUCCUCAAGAUCUUCGGCAUCUCAAACACCCACCAUUACCUCGAAAUCGCCAUCGUCGAUGUCUCGUGGAUUUUCUUAAUCACCGGCCAGUCGCUGGUUCUCUGGUCGCGAUUACACUUGGUGCUUGAUAGCCGGCGGGUGCUGCGCGGGAUUCUGUAUCUGAUUAUUACGAAUAUGUUUAUCCUGCAGAUUCCGAGUUUCGUGCUCGAGAUGGGGACGAAUUCGGGGUCGAAGGGCUUUGCGCGCGCGUUUAACGUCAUGGAGCGGAUUCAGCUGGUCGGGUUUUGUCUCCAGGAGCUGCUUAUUUCGGGCCUUUAUAUCGUGGAGACGGUGAAGCUGCUCAGAUUGCAUCCGGGCGGCAAGUCGAGAGGGAUUCUGAUUCAGUUGAUCAUCGUGAAUGUCCUCAUCAUGCUGAUGGAUGUCUGUGUGGUCGCGGUGCAGUAUGCGAGUCUGUUCACCUUUCAAGUUACGCUCAAAGCGCUCGUCUACAGCAUCAAGUUGAAGCUCGAGUAUGUCAUACUGGGCCGACUGGUGGAUGUCGCGCAUUUACGAUCGGAUUCGACGCAGGUUAAUACGGAUAGUUUGAAUCUUUAAUAUUGUAUAUAUUGUAUAUAGAUGUAUUAGACUAAUACGACGUAAUUAUCAUAAUCAACUCAUACAUUCCCCAGUAAGUAGUCUAGUUGGAGAACUUUUCGGGCACUUUCUUUCCAGUGAAUUUCUCAAACUGCUCACGCGCACCGUCGGUGAUCUUCUCGUUUGUUCCGCGCAUCUUUUCAGGGUCGACCUUGCCACCGCCAAACUUGCGCUCUGCUGCGUCAAGGGCCUUGUCGAGGUAAUCCUUCUGGCCGGAGCCGCCACCGCUGCCGCUGCCGCUGC
This is a messenger RNA of Aspergillus wentii DTO 134E9, 1370 nucleotides long. RefSeq lists its product as uncharacterized. The transcript is spliced from 3 exons. The record is from RefSeq and is a predicted model, not a curated record. NCBI's taxonomy places the organism in Eukaryota, Fungi, Ascomycota, Eurotiomycetes, Eurotiales, Aspergillaceae. Bases 273 to 1088 code for a protein of 271 amino acids.